AGAGCAGCAACAGUGACAGGACAAGCCGGCCGGACCGUUAGAUACAUCCUACCUCGUCUUCCCCCUCUCGGUGCUAAUUCCUGCCUUUACUAAGUCGCCUAAUGCUCUCUUUCGGUUUAACAAUAGUCCGACACGGUGAGACGCAGUAUAACAAGGAUGGGCUACUUCAAGGCCAGGGGAUAGACUCACCUCUGUCUGAAACUGGGAUACAGCAAUCAGAAGCUGCUGGCCAGUACCUUCAAGAUGUCCGUUUCACUAAUGUGUUUGUCAGUGACAUGAAACGUGCCAAGCAGACUGCUGAAAUUAUUGUUAGGAAAAAUAAUACUUGCAGUGACUUAGCCCUCGUGAUUGAUCCUUUGCUUAAAGAAAGGAGCUUUGGCAUUGCUGAAGGAGGCAGAGUAGAGGAUAUGAAGAAAAUGGCUGAAGCAGCAGGCCAGCCAAUCCCGGAGUACACUCCUCCACACGGAGAGACCAUGGAACAGGUGAAAGUACGGAUCAACACCUUUCUUAAAUCCAUGUUCCAGCUAAUGGCUGACCACCAUCGAGGCAAAAUAAGGUGGGGUGAGGAAACCCAACGGGCUGAAAUUGAUGGUCCUCUGGCUGGUUUCCCAGACGAUGGUGUCCUCAGAGUGCCUGCUCAUGCCCUUGUGGUGAGCCAUGGUGCCUACAUGCGGGUAGCGGUGCGCUAUUUCAUUGAGGACCUUGGGUGUUCUGUGCCACUUGGGUCGGACAUGAUUCAGGUGUUUUCUGCUUGCUCGAACACAGGAAUGUGCCGGUUCAUUGUAACAUUGAAAUGUAGCAGUGCAGUGUUACUCUCCGAUAUGAAGUGUCUGUUUGUCAACCGCAUAGACCACAUCAAGGCUAAGGACAGCUAAGUGGAAGCAGAAGAUUGGAUAGGAUUAGAAUGUUUACAAGUCCUUUUUAUUUCAUUUUAAAAAAUGCAGUAUUUAAGCACUGUUGUCUGUAUGAAUCUUCCAAAGCUGUGUACUGGUGGAAAAACCUCAAAACCAGAAAGAUUCACACAGAGGUUUGUUCUCCUUGUUACAGAAUCUAUUGUUUGGUUUGAAACUAGUGUAUUUUGACCACUGAAAGGAAAUAUUUCAAAGCAUAGUCUUGAGAGCAUUGGACAAUGUUAUUAUUGGAAUCUAUCACUAAAAUGUGCACUAAUGUCUAAAAUAAUGUUUUAUUCCUCUUUAAAAUGUAAUGGUAUUUUUUAGUGCACAAAACCCAAAACCUUUUGUUUGUUAUAUACAAAAGGAAUCACAGUAUCAGAAUCCUGACAUUGAAUGCAGCCCCACCCAAUAGAGAAUGAACAAAUGGCAACCCUAUGAGAAACAUUGUUAGGCUAAUGAAGUCAAAGCCACAUUUAUUUAGAUUGCGCUUGCGUUUUACAACAGACUUUGUAAGCUGAUGGUUUUGUUUGGUUUGGCUUGUCCUUGGCUCAGCCUGUGCUAAUACCAGUUAUGGUCUCUUAACCCAUGCCAGACUACUUGGUUCUGAUAGUUGUUAAGUAAGUUUUAUUGACCCGAAGGCCCCAACUGUUCCUGCCAAAGAGCUUUGACCUUUGUUCCAGAAAAAGCUUUUCACCUUCGUUGUUUGAAAUAUGAUGUCAUCAUUGUGGUCUCUCUUGACACAUUCAUACCUUUGUAAAAUAUCUGUUCAUUUAAUGGACACCCCUGCAACUGCUGCUUUUAAGCUGUGAUCUAGUCCAUCAAAAUAUAUUUGGUGUUGUUUAUUAUUUUAUCUGUCUAUGUCUGUAUGGUGUCUUGUCACUGAAAAAAAAGAAAAUUGGUGGUCCUCAAGCUUAAACGCUCCAAAAUUAUAUCUCUGGUAAAACAUGGGUCAGAAGUUCUGGCAGUGCAGUGUGAUCAUAACAUUUUAUUAUUCAAAGAGAUGUCACCAUACAAGCAGGCAACCCUGGCUCUGUCGAACUUUGUUUUGUUUCUGUAGUUAUUUCAGGAUGUAGAAUGUGAUAAGCACUGAUGAUUCACGAGAGAUUACACUUUGUGUAGAACUGAGAAAGUGAGGUCUCAAAGAUUUUGUGACUUCAAAGACUACAUUUCAUACUCAACAUGACUUUGUUACUACGUACUACUAAAAAUUACUAGCAUUAUACUCCCAUUCAAUAUUAUAUGGCAUGAAUACAACUCAUUUCACCAUAAAGCAUUUCUCUAAUCCGUUGGUGGAAAAGUCCUAGUGAGGUUAUUUCGGUAAACUUGCAUCAGCAAAAAUUUGGUGAGUUUUGAAUGUGUUCCUAAUGUGAACAUGCAAAAGGUACAUCCCUUCAUUUGCUUAGGCUCAGUGCCAGCUUCUUUGUAUAAUCAGAAAUGAGAACUUUCUCAUAUUAUCAUUACGUACACUGAAAUUCAGUCAAGGAUUUUUUUCUGUUUGUUUAA
This is a messenger RNA of Electrophorus electricus (electric eel), 2396 nucleotides long. RefSeq names its product TP53 induced glycolysis regulatory phosphatase a (gene tigara). Lineage: Eukaryota; Metazoa; Chordata; Actinopteri; Gymnotiformes; Gymnotidae. Gene Ontology annotation, molecular function: fructose-2,6-bisphosphate 2-phosphatase activity. Gene Ontology annotation, cellular component: cytosol. Gene Ontology annotation, biological process: negative regulation of glycolytic process; regulation of pentose-phosphate shunt. The record is from RefSeq and is a predicted model, not a curated record.